Bipolaris victoriae FI3 is the source of this 172-nucleotide messenger RNA. RefSeq lists its product as hypothetical. The transcript has a single exon. NCBI's taxonomy places the organism in Eukaryota, Fungi, Ascomycota, Dothideomycetes, Pleosporales, Pleosporaceae. The record is from RefSeq and is a predicted model, not a curated record. The annotation marks the transcript as partial. Gene Ontology annotation, molecular function: DNA binding.
AUGUCCAAUCGCGAAGAAUCUAUUCAAUCUGCUAUCCGCGAUUAUCAUAAUGGUGUUUUUAAAUCACAAAAAGCUGCUGCUGCCGCGUAUGGCGUCUCGCGAUCAACACUGCGCCAUCGUCUCGCUGGGCGAGUACAACGCGUAAUAGCUCACCGCCACGAGCAGCGAUUAU